Molecule: messenger RNA, 1191 nt
Organism: Pipistrellus kuhlii (Kuhl's pipistrelle)
Lineage: Eukaryota; Metazoa; Chordata; Mammalia; Chiroptera; Vespertilionidae
Gene: GARIN2
Product: golgi associated RAB2 interactor family member 2
Exons: 5
Coding region: 1-1191 (396 amino acids)
Cellular component (GO): nucleus
Source: RefSeq, a predicted model, not a curated record
AUGAAGAAGAGCAACAGGAAGACUACCAUGAGGAUCAGUAAGCGAGACGCCAUCCGCAUCCCAUCCCCGCACAGUCCAAGAGCUCUCCAAAAUAUGCUGGAUGGAGGAGAGUAUGCCCCUUUUGUAUCUCCUCCCAUACUGGAGGGCAAUUUUAUCCAGGUCAAUAGAAGAGGUGAAUCCAUUUACCUUCACAACCAAGCCAACUGGGUGGCUGUUGCCAUCUGCUCUUCCAGCCACACCCACAAGACCCCCAACGUGAUGCUGCUAGCACAUCUCACGCCCACGGCCCAGAAAGACAAACCCCUGUUUGAGAGCCUCCUGAGACCGUCUCCAGAGAAACUGGUGCUCACCAGGUUUCUCCCUCUGCAGUUUGUGAGGCUGUCUGUGCACGAUGCUGAGAAAAUGCGCCUCAAAGUGAAGUUGGUGAGUGGCCGAGCCUACUAUCUCCAGCUCUGUGCCCCUGCAUACAAGCAGGACACCUUGUUUUCUCAAUGGGUAGAGCUCAUCGCCCUCCUGAAUCAGGAGAAAGCUUCCAGACUGUCGGAAGUCUCCAGCCUCUCGGAACUCACAAAUAGCACAGACAUCACAGGCUCCAUGGACAUCAUGGAUAUCGCAGAAUUCACAGCUGUACAGACUUCCCAUCCAUACACGUAUUCAGACCACGUAUAUGGCAUGGAGAGCACUGAUUUCUCAGAGUUAACGGUCAUCACUGACGUCACUGAUGUCACGGAUGUUCCCGAACAGGAGGUCACUGAGGCCCCAGAUGUGAACAUUUUCACAGAAGUCACAGAAGUCACAGACCUCCAUGAUGGCACAAACACCUCAGGGGUCAGAGUGGUAUUUGAAAAUGAUGACAUACUAAGGGCCAAGCAGGAGGAAAAGGAAAAACUGGAAAAAUGUCUGAAGCCUGGGUGCCUACGAGAUACAAAGAGUAAGAACGAGCUCAAAGAAUUCACAAAACACGUCACCAUCUCAAACGUAACACUGACUUUCGAAGGGGAAAGAUGCUUCCAAACUAUCUUGACGCCGGUAGAAAGUGAGCGGAAUGCCUGUGAAGAGACGAAUGAAAGGACCUCAGAAAAAAGCAUGACUUUCAAGGCUGAAAAAUCCAGGAGCAUGAGGACUGAUUCAAACACUUCAGGUAUGGAACAAAUUCCACUACAUUUCUCUGUGAUCCCCAGUGUCUGGUAG